Synchiropus splendidus (mandarinfish) is the source of this 1221-nucleotide messenger RNA. It is a transcript of the gene nkx1-2b, whose product is annotated as NK1 transcription factor related 2-like,b. Bases 1 to 1221 code for a protein of 406 amino acids. Gene Ontology annotation, cellular component: nucleus. Gene Ontology annotation, molecular function: DNA-binding transcription factor activity, RNA polymerase II-specific; RNA polymerase II cis-regulatory region sequence-specific DNA binding. The transcript has 3 exons. Lineage: Eukaryota; Metazoa; Chordata; Actinopteri; Syngnathiformes; Callionymidae. Gene Ontology annotation, biological process: cell differentiation; regulation of transcription by RNA polymerase II. The record is from RefSeq and is a predicted model, not a curated record.
AUGAGCCGGGACAGAGCGGUGCCGGGGCCCGUAGCGGACGGGGUCCAGACCGUGAUCAACCGGGACAGAAACACGACCGGACCUGAGGGGGUCCAGUCCGCAAUAAAUCGAGACAGGCCGGUACCAGUGCCAGUCGCAGACGGUGUCCAGACGAUGGUGAGUUCGGAAAAUUCGGACAUACUGGAUGGAGCCGCCCCGGAGAAGCGCAUUUUUUCUAUCUCAGUAUCCGGAGGAAGAGACGCUCCGAGCGAGAACAACUCCGACACCGCACCGCCGACAAACCCGGUGUUGGUCCCGCAACCUCAGGGCCCCACCGGACACCGAACCACCUCCUUUUCUGUUUUGGACAUUCUGGAUCCGAACAAGUUCACGAGUCAACGGCGGCCGCAGCCGCGAGAGGCGAGCGCGUGCGGGACGGAGAACCGGAGAGGAGGCAGCGAAGAAUCCGAGGGCCGGAGAGGAGGCUUCACCGCGGAGGAGUAUCAGAGCAAGGACGGCUUCUUGUACAGGGGUCCGGAUGAAGAGGAGUACCACAGAGCCGGAACGCCAGACUCGGAGGUGAACGACGGGGCCUACAGCAGCUCGGAGAGCAGCUCGGCCCUACACAGCAGCGGGGACAGAGAAGGGGGCCUCCAGGAAACCACCAGAGACACCAAAAGUCCCGGAGGAGGCCCCGCAAGCCAGAUCAGCAGUGGCACGGGCAACAACGGGCUGAGCUCGCAGGGCAAGCCCAAGAGGAAGCGCUCCGGCUCGGACUCAAAAUCGGGGAAGCCCCGUAGAGCCCGGACUGCGUUCACCUACGAGCAGCUGGUAGCGCUCGAAAACAAGUUCAAGUCUACCCGGUACCUGUCGGUGUGCGAGCGACUCAACCUGGCGCUGUCUCUCUCCCUCACCGAGACCCAGGUCAAGAUCUGGUUCCAGAACCGCCGGACCAAGUGGAAGAAACAGAAUCCGGGAGCGGACACGUCCGCACCCACCGGCGGAGGUGGCUCGGGAGGGGGAGGUGGGUCGGGGAACGGCCUGGGGAGUCUAAGCCCUCUCAGUCCUUCUCCUCCGGUCAGCGGACACCUGGCCAUGCACGCAGGCUACGGCGGACAUCAUCACGCGCCCUCCGGCGGUCUGGUCCAGCUUCCCUUCCUCACUGCCAGCCACGUGCUCUCCCCCUUCAUGCUGGGGACGCAGAGCUACGCGACACCGGCCUUCUACAGCACACACCUGUAG